Spirodela intermedia is the source of this 3276-nucleotide messenger RNA. The record is from the annotation of a GenBank genome assembly. Lineage: Eukaryota; Viridiplantae; Streptophyta; Magnoliopsida; Alismatales; Araceae.
AUGAAAAUAAUUGUAGUGAAGUUUGUGUAUUUACAUAAGAACAUUACUUCUGUGUUGUUUGUUGCGCAUUAUGUAUAUGCAAGUAUACAUUAUUUUGUCAUGGUUAACUAAUAUUAGAAAUUGUUUUUACUGCAUUGAAAACGUCUUGUUGUCACUUUAGUCCGGGAGUGAAUCAAGGCAUGGCCUGAUUCAUCAAAAAAGCUAUUAUCAUCUGAUUUGUCCUUCUGUAAUGGUUCAAUUCUUCUGUAAAUUUCUUCCAAAUAUUUACGUUUAGCCAAAGAAACUAUUUUUUUUGUAAAGCAUACUUCUCUUUCUGUUUGUUUUAAUGACGUCUGGUUGUUUUUCAAGAUACAUAACUCUUAUUCUCCUUUUUUCCUCCUUUCGUUCCUUUUGGAUUCUGCAGGUAAAAUAUGGCAAUACUCUCAGGCGUUUCGGUGUCAAUGUCCAUGGGCUACACAUUGAUCUUGAUAUUAAUAAAUUGAGGACAAAGAUCCUCACUCUUUUCAAGCUCGAUCCAAAUGCCAAUAUUAGUCUUACCUACACUGAUGAAGAUGGUGAUUUGGUGACGCUUGUUACUGAUGAGGAAUUGCAUGAUGCUGUUGUUGGGCAGCGUUUGAAUCCACUCAGGAUAAAUGUGGAGUUGAACACUGAUUCCACUGUUAGACCGCCUGCAGAGCCUUCGGGCGCUUUCACAGGAACUGCCACUGAGGGAACUCAGGCAAAACAACUGAGUUAUGCUGUUAAUGAAGCGCUGAAAUCAGUUCCAGACCCACUCCGCAGUGUUCUUUCUAGAAUUUCCCAUGAUUUUGCUUCCAAAGCUGCUGAAACUGCACCGGCUCUUGCCGAAUUUGUGGAAUAUUUUUCGAAGCUGGGAUCAUCCCAUACCACUACAAUUAUUGAUGCUCUGAACAAUCCAGACUUGGUGAGAACAAGUGCUGAUAGAGCGGAUAGCCAGGUAGAUCCUACCAACAAUGGCACGGCUAAGCCACAUUUGGAUGACCCAAUUCCUCAGCAUGUGUUUUUUGGGAGUUCUAGCCUUGAUAAGAAUGCUUUCACCAAGAACAUUACAGAGCACUCUGGAAUCAGUAAAAACACCCCCCAGCAAAUUCCCAAACCAAUUUCAGAUCUUGAUUUGGGCAGGCCUGAGCUUUUAUCUCUCAAAGAAUCAUUUUCAACAGCUUGGAUUGCUAACAUGGAAGAAUCUGAAAAGGCUUCUUAUGAUCAAACUAAUGGAUUGUCUGCGGCGGUGGCCGGUUCAGCACCCCCUGUUGGUCAAGCAGCCCAGGAUUCUCAGAACAGGGACAUAACCAAACAAUCUUCUCCUGUGACUUAUCCUUCCCUGACUGCUGAUGACUUCCUUAAUGAGGUCAUAAGCGUUCCACGUGGUGCAUCUCCUCAGACAGAUCCGGCAGUGAAUAAUCAUAUGGGUGCACCUGCUCCUCCUGAUCAUAUUCCCCUCAGUGGUCCUUUCCGGGCUUCAUCUCCCUGUCGAAGGGCUUUUGGUCACCAUGACAGCACUCUCCGAACAUUUCACCGUGGUGUGGUGUGUGAUGGCUGUGGAAUGAAUCCAAUCAUGGGCCCUCGGUUCAAGUCCAAUGUGUAAGAACACCAGCCUUCUCUGCACACUCUCUCUCUCUCCAUUAAAAUGGAUGGUUGACUACUGCUUAGUCUUCUGUUUGGUCGUUGAUGGACCCAUUCUGAUUUGCAGGAAGGCAGACUACGACUUGUGCAGCAUAUGCUUCUCGCAAAUGGGCAGCGAGGCUGAUUACACCAGGAUCGACCGAGCACUGUACCGACCCCCAAGAUUCCCAAAGGACUUCCAUAAUCAUGUGCUCGCUUUAUCCAGCCUCAUCAUCUACUAUGUUGCUGUGUGUGUCCUGCUUUCUAACUCUAUUCAUCUUUCGGAUUGCAGCACUCUCGCAUGCAUGGGUUCCCGGGCUGCCGAGGUCCUGGUUACAGGCUGCUCAAAGCAAAACUUGACAGUCGCUUCAUCCAAGAUGUGACUGUUAUGGAUGGGACUCCAAUGGCUCCGCUGACUCCUUUCACCAAGAUCUGGAGGAUGCGCAACAAUGGAACCGUAGAGUGGCCUGCAGGAACGCAGCUCAUGUGGAUUGGAGGCGACCGAUUUUCAGACAGAGUCUCUGUCUUGUUGGAGGUUUGUAGGUCAACGUUCACAGCUGAUUUAUUUUCAUGAUCCAUGAAUUUUGCCUAUAAGGAAGAUAAAAGAUGAAAUAUCGAUCCAUGGGGACUAUUGAUUAAUGAUUCAUGAUUAUCCACAGUUUCAGUCAUAGAAAAUGUCUACUCCACACGUUUAUGAUGACUUAAAGCUUCAUGAUUUAUGCAGAUCUCCCAGAACGGUCUUCCUGUGAGCAGUGAAAUCGACAUUGCCAUUGACUUCAGAGCGCCUCUGAGGCCUGGGCGUUACAUCUCCUACUGGAGAAUGGCGUCACCAUUCGGGCAGAAGUUUGGUCAACGUGUUUGGGUCCUCAUUCAGGUGAACCCUGGCCCUGCAAAAGAGCCUUCAUCCUCAUAGGAGCUUUGUUGCGUUGACAUGGGAAUUUCCUCGGCGAUCUCUGUUGCAGGUUGAUGAGUCACGCCCAAAUUCAGCCGGCGGCACUGCUCCGCAAGAACUGAACCUAAACCUGCCCCCAGAAUCUGUGGAGGCGUCGGGCUUGGGAGCUAUCGACAUGAAUGCUGAGCCGGUAGAGAUGGUUCCAUCUGUGGCGGUGGUUGAUCCUAGCCUAGGCAUGGUGGAGCUGAUGAAGCCUAACGUCGAUCUCCUGAACCAGGCUGCCGCACUGGCCGCCCUGCCCCGUGGCAGCCAUGGUGGGUUCCCCCCCCCAUGGAAUUACUCUGCGCUGCCGGUGGCGGCAGCCACCACUGUGCCACCGCCUGGUGGAGCAAUGCCGGGGGAGACGUCCACUGGAGACAAUUCGAUCGAGCAGGCCCUGCUGAAGGAGCUGGAGGAGAUGGGCUUCAAGCAGAUUGAAGUCAACAGGGAGGUCCUCAGGUCCAACGAGUAUGAUCUCGAGCAGUCGGUCAAUCAGCUCUGCGGCAUUUCUGAGUGGGACCCAAUUCUUGAAGAGCUGCAAGAGAUGGUGAGGGAUCUUCUUCCUGCCGCACCCCCAAAGAUUGAAUACCAGUUUAACUAACCCUCGCGAUUUCCAUGGUUUUUAGGGUUUCCACGACAAGGAGAAGAACAAGAAGCUGCUGGUGAAGAACGGAGGGAGCAUCAAGCGGGUAGUCCUCGACCUCAUCGCCGGAGAGAAGGAAUAA